CCAGGUGACCACAACAAACAAUGCCGAAAAACGCGCGGGUGACCCUUUGCAACGGACCUUAUGAAUCCAGUGGAGUAGUAGAACACAGGAACUUCCGCCUGCAGGGUCUUCAGGCCGCUCUGACAGCGCGCGGGCACCAGUGCGUCUUGGAAGACACGCCCGAGUGGAACAUGGUGGAGCUCGUGGUCAACGGGGAGGUCGUCUUCCGCUGUAAUAUAAAGCAGCUGGAGUUUGGUGGAGAUGGACAACUGGACCCUGUUUGCAAAGAAGCUGUUGAUGCUGUGGAGAACGCUUACUGA
Messenger RNA from Perca flavescens (yellow perch), 299 nucleotides. RefSeq names its product chromosome 17 C10orf53 homolog (gene c17h10orf53). The record is from RefSeq and is a predicted model, not a curated record. The transcript is spliced from 3 exons. The coding region runs from base 21 to 299 and encodes 92 amino acids. NCBI's taxonomy places the organism in Eukaryota, Metazoa, Chordata, Actinopteri, Perciformes, Percidae.